Grammomys surdaster is the source of this 1751-nucleotide messenger RNA. RefSeq names its product zinc finger protein 790-like. Gene Ontology annotation, biological process: regulation of DNA-templated transcription. The record is from RefSeq and is a predicted model, not a curated record. Lineage: Eukaryota; Metazoa; Chordata; Mammalia; Rodentia; Muridae.
GCUUUCUCAAGCUCUACUUUGUUGAUAGCAGAACCCAGAAGAGAACUAGUCAACUCCUGAAGUUUUAAGCCAUGGCCCAGGGACUGAUGACGUUCAGAGAUGUGGCCGUGGACUUCUCUCUGGAGGAGUGGGAGUGUCUGAGCCCGGAACAGAGGAAUUUGUACAGAGACGUGAUGCUGGAGAACUACCGCCACCUCGUCUCCGUGGGACUGUGUGUUUAUCGGCCACAUGUGUUCUCCUUGUUGGAAAAAGGACAAGACCCCUGGAUGAUUCCUUGGGAUGAGACAAGAGGACUUUAUCCAGACAUAGAUUUCAGUUCUCAGAAGAAGAGGUUAUCGGGAAAACCUACCACAUAUGAAGAAUUAUCUCAGUGGGAAAUGAAGGAAUAUUUUAGAAAACACAGUCUUGAAGAUUUCUGUCUUGGAGAUGACUGGGAAGGCAAAAAUCAGUUUCAAACGCAUCAAAAUCAGGACUAUUUUAAGCAACCAGCAGUCGCAAAUGAAAGAAUGCUCACAGUGAACCAGGGUAUAGUUAACGCAGAAGAGAAAGCAAUUGAAAGUCAAUGUGAAAAAGCCCCUAGUGCGGGAUCUGACCAUACUCUUCAUCCGCCAGCUCACCCUGGUAACAAAUCCCGCAAAGACAAGGAGUACGGGGAAACCCUUGUUCCUGAGCGGGGGCAUCCUCACUGUCAGCAAGCUCGCUGUCCUGAGACACCUCAGCAAGGGAAGGGAUCCAGAGGGCCGUUUGGUUUGCCUUCAGGGAUACCAGGCCCUCAGCGAGUUCACACUGAUGAGAAGUCCUAUGACUGUAAGGAGUGCGGGAAGUCUUUUACUUUGAAGUCAAACUUGACGCGACAUCGCAGAAUUCACACCGGUGAGAGGCCAUACACAUGUCACGGAUGUGGGAAAGCGUUUACACAGAGAUCACACCUCAUGUCGCAUCAGAAAAUCCACACUGGAAAAAAAGCUUACGUGUGCGGAGUCUGUGGUAAAGCUUUUCACUGUGACUCAAGCCUGACAGAUCAUCAGAGUAUCCACUAUCAUGCGGUUGACACUGGCAAGAAAGCAUACGAGUGUAAAAAAUGUGGCAAGGAUUUUGGUUGCUAUUCAGGUCUCAGUCAUCACCAGAAAAUCCACGCUGGAGAGAAACCUUUCAAGUGUAAGCACUGCGGAAGGCUUUUUAGGUUUCGCUCACAUCUUAGGGCGCACACGCGAAUUCACACUGGUGUGAAGUCCUAUGACUGUAAGGAGUGUGGGAAAUCCUUUACUCUGAGGUCAAACUUGAUGCGACACCACAGAGUUCACACCGGCGAGAGGCCAUACGUGUGUCACGGGUGUGGAAAAGCGUUUACACAGAGAUCACAUCUCACGUCGCAUCAGAAAAUUCACACUGGAGAGAAAGCUUACGUGUGCGGAGUCUGUGGAAAGGCUUUUAGUCGCGGCUCAAGCCUGACCAGUCAUCAGAAUAUUCAUUAUUACGUGGUUAACGCAGGCAAGAAAGUAUACGAGUGUAAAGAAUGUGGCAAGGGUUUUGGUUGCCAUUCAAAUCUCAGUCGCCAUCAGAAAAUCCACGCUGGAGAGAAACCUUUUAAAUGUAGGGACUGUGGGAAGGCCUUUGGUCAAAGAGCACAUCUUACGAAACAUCAGAGGGUUCACACUGGCGAAGGCCCUUAUGAAUCAGAAUGUGGUAAAGUGUUUCCUUGAGGACCACAACUAUGUGGACAUCAGAAAAUCCAUAUUGGUGUGAGGUGA